CCCUCCCCCCCAUCGCUAUCAAGCCGUCGCCGCGCCUCGCCUCUCUCGCCCCUCAGUUCAGCUCUCUCAGUGCGAUCGGUGCGUCACGUUAUUGUUGUCGUGUUCUGAGUCCUGAAAAUUGAUGAAGAGGCGCGAGGGCGGCGGGUGGACGGUGGACGGGGCGGGCGUGGUGCGGGUGGAGGAGCGGGAGGGGGACCGGAGCGUGGCAGUAGUCAGGAACCCCAUCCUCAUCCCGCUCUCCAUCCUCGAAGUGCUCCUCGUCGGCACCCUCUGCGCCCUCAACUACUGCUUCAGGUAUGAUCCUAAGAUUCGAGAGGACUCCAGCAUGAUCAACUGGCAGGGCGUGAGGCUGUCCUGCGCCGACCUCCCCUUCGUGUCCUAUCCAUACCUCGUGGCCGCCAACCACACGCUCUCCGCCUCCUCCUUCGCCCUCACGGAGUCUGUCUUCUUCACCUGUUCCAUCGUGGUGCCCUGCCUCCUGGUGGUGGUGGUGGAGCUCGUGAGGCUGCAGUUCCCGGGACGCAAAGUGAAGCACGUACAGAGCUGGUCCUUGAACUUCCCCCUCGUGGUGCGCCGAAUCCUGCGCUUCAUACUUACCUUCAUCUCCGGCGGGGCAGCCACGGGUCUUCUGGUAGCGGUGGCGAAACUUGGCCUGGUGGCUCCCCGGCCCCACCUGCUGGCGGUGUGUGGCUCCGAGGCACCCGUGCAGGAGGCGUGUGGGGUGGCGGGCAACCUCAACUGGGCGCCCGAGCAGGUGUGUGAGGCCAGUGAUGACGUCCUCCACGAAGCCCUGCGAGCCUUCCCCUCCUACCACGCCGCUCUCGCCGCCUACUGCGGCGUGUGGACAUGGGCGUACCUGGCCGUGGCGGGGCGCGUGCCUGGAGUGUACGGCGGGAGGCUGGUGGGGGUGGGCGCGGUGGUGGGGAUGGCUCUGCUUGGCGCCACCCACGGCCUCCGCACCUACAGCAGCUCCCUCGUGGACGUGACUGCCGGCGUGGCCAUCGGGACUGUGGCCGCCCUGUUCGUGGUGUACGGACUGACCAACGGCUUCAAGGAGCGUAAGUGGAGGACAAGGUUGCUGAUGGAGAAGGCGAGGAUUGGGGACGCUAACCUGCUGCCUCUCAAGCCCCUCGGAGGAUCCCCCAACCCCAAGCACUUGUUGAAGAAGAAGCGCGAGGUGGAGCUGGGCGACAUGGAGACCAGCAGCAGCAGCGACGAAGACGACACGAGCUACGGAACACUUACCCUGCAGGCCGAUUCCUUCCCCUUCAUCCCCAGGGCCACCACGCUUCCGAGCAGGGCCCUCGCCAAAACGAUGAACUACACUCCACCCGCCCAGGCCGUCAACCCCAGACUCCACCCGAACUCCUCCUCCUCCGCUGCUCCUCCACCUCCACCACCACCUCCUCCACCACCUCCUCCACCUCCUCCUCCUCCACCACCCAUGUCCAACAGCUCCCCCUCCGGCCCGCCUCCCAGCUACUCCCGGCCUGAUCACCACCAUCUCGAACCUUGGACCACCAGCAGCUCAUACAACAUUCCCAGGCAGAGGUACUCAGCCCCAGCCCCGUCACCCCGCGCCCCAGCCUACGAGCCGUCCCCCCGCGCGCAGCCCCACAGGUCCUAUCAGCCCCCCAGGAACCUUCAGCCCCUCGCCGCGUUCAGCACCCCUCGACGAGACACCUACGGCCAGCCCCACGCACUGUCGGAGAACUCUUCCUACUUCUGAUAUGUUAGUCUUGCUCUUUUUCCCUCUUUUUCCUUCUUUUCUUCUUUUCUUUCUGUGUCUUUUGUUUCCUUUGCUGUUUCGUGACAUCUCUCUCAGUUUUCUUUAUCCUGGUCCAUUUUUUUUCUAUUUUAUUGCGUUUUCUUUUCUUCCUCCUUCUUUUGUUCCUUCCUCCUCUCUUUAUUUUAUCCCAAUGCAUCUAUUCUCUUGCGUCUUUAUUGCCUCCUCCUCCUUCUCCUCCUCCUCCUCUCUUCCUUACCCCAUUUCCCCUUCUCGUUUCUUCUCUCCGUGUAUACUUUCCCCUAUUUCUCAUUAUUUUCUCCUCUCUUUAUUUUAUCCCAAUGCAUCUAUUCUCUUUCGUCUUUAUUGCCUCCUCCUCCUCCUCCUCCUUUUCCUCUCUUCCUUAUCCCUUCUCCUCUUCUCGUUUCUUCUCUCCGCGUAUACUUUCCCCUAUUUCUCAUUAUUUUCUCCUCUCUUCCUAUCGCCCCUUCCUCCCUUUCCCUUCACUCUCUACCUCAGAAGAAAAAAUGUGGAAUGCGCUGCAAGGGAGGGAGAGAAUGGGAAGGUUAUACUAAGACUAACCUCCCCUACUCCACAAACCUCCCCCGCUAACCGUCUCCCCUCAAAAGUUAGUGUACCUCCACUCUUCUCCCUCCGCUCCCCUCCCUUCCCUCCCCUUGAGGUAGUUGUACUGUUAGACUGGCCUGCCUACGUACUGUUUUUUUUUUUUUAACCUUAGUUUCUAGUUACACACACACACACACACACACACACACACACACACACACACUCAGCGGUCCGUACUCUUUUUUAAGUAUAUUUGUAGUAGUUGUAGUAAUAGUUGUACACAAUAGUAAUAAUAAUAAUGGUAGUGGUAGUGGUAGUAGUAGUUCUUGUAGUAAGUAAGACAACGACCUCUGUCAUUGUAGCAGCGUGUUGUGUAUGGUGCAUGAUUUGUAGUGAUUUUGUUAAUAAAGAACCAUCGGUUAUUGGUAUUUAUUAGA
Eriocheir sinensis (Chinese mitten crab) is the source of this 2730-nucleotide messenger RNA. RefSeq names its product phospholipid phosphatase-related protein type 2-like. The record is from RefSeq and is a predicted model, not a curated record. Lineage: Eukaryota; Metazoa; Arthropoda; Malacostraca; Decapoda; Varunidae. Gene Ontology annotation, biological process: phospholipid metabolic process; phospholipid dephosphorylation; signal transduction. Bases 122 to 1729 code for a protein of 535 amino acids. The transcript has 10 exons. Gene Ontology annotation, molecular function: phosphatidate phosphatase activity.